AUGGCUCAGCAUUAUCACCUAUCCUCCCUAUUACUACUUGCAUUUCUCAACUUAUGCUUCAUGCAUGGCCACAUAACAUGUGCAACUGCACGUCACCUACUAGAGACGCCCCUCCCUGAGAUUCCUAAACUAGAAUUCCCGAAAGUUCCAACCUUCACAAAGCCUGAGAUUCCUAAACCAGAAUUCCCAAAAGUUCCAACCUUGCCAAAGCCUGAGAUUCUAACUGUGCCAAAGCCUGAGCUUCCAACUUUACCAAAGCCCCAAGUAUCGACUGUGCCGAAGCCUGAGCUGCCAGUUGUCCCAAAGCCUGAGUUGCCAACUUUGCCAAAACCCGAGAUCCCAGUUGUGCCAAAGCCCAAGCUACCUGCUAUGCCAAAGCCUGAGAUCCCAGCAAUGCCAAAACCCGAGUUGCCAAACAUACCAAAGCCUGAAAUUCCAACCGUUCCAAAGCCUAAGAUUCCUACUAUACCAAACCCUGAGCUACCAACUUUCCCAAAGCCUGAGAUCCCAACGGUGCCAAAGCCUGAGAUUCCAGCCGUGCCAAAGCCGGAGAUCCCAAAGUUGUCAAAACCUGAACUUCCUCCCCUAAAAAGCCAGAGGUUCCCGCAAUGCCAAAGACUGAGCUUCCUCCAGCAAUGA
Messenger RNA from Nicotiana tabacum (common tobacco), 639 nucleotides. NCBI's taxonomy places the organism in Eukaryota, Viridiplantae, Streptophyta, Magnoliopsida, Solanales, Solanaceae. The record is from RefSeq and is a predicted model, not a curated record.